This is a messenger RNA of Siniperca chuatsi (mandarin fish), 7757 nucleotides long. RefSeq names its product cell migration-inducing and hyaluronan-binding protein-like. NCBI's taxonomy places the organism in Eukaryota, Metazoa, Chordata, Actinopteri, Centrarchiformes, Sinipercidae. The transcript has 29 exons. The coding region runs from base 433 to 4479 and encodes 1348 amino acids. The record is from RefSeq and is a predicted model, not a curated record.
CUUUUUUCCGGGGCGUGGGUAUGUUGUGUGUGUGUUGACACUGUCGUGCAUCCAGAGUCGGUACUUCGGGGCGUCAUUUGGCCGCCGCGAGCCACAGGUGUGCCGGAAAAGAUCCGUGUCGGUAAAUAGGGUUUCUGCGCGGUCAGCGCGCGCUGCUGGGGAAGGGAGCACACUUGACUCCUCUGCGUACUGUCACAGCGGACUGAAGCGGGUCGCGGUCCGUAGCCUCAUCUGGGCAGCGUGUGGGUGCGGGCUGCACUGUUGAACGCACACCGCCUGCCCUGCCACGACUUAGGGGCAAAGGUGCCUUCGGUGGCCUCCCACUGUGAACUUGGCAGUCCCACUCUGAAUCCCCCCCUGAGUCCACUGGGAGGUCUGAAGCAACCUGUGAAGGCCUCAGGUGUGAAGUUGGUCAGUGGCAGGCUGAACGAAAUGAAGACAUGCAACGUGUUUCUGGCAGCUCUGCUGCUCCCAAGCAUCCAAGCAGUGUGCCCAGAUAAGGAGCCAGGACUGCAGCCAUGGAUGCCGGGGCACAGUGAAGACCACCGUGUUACAAUCGGUUAUGGAAGGAAGGUCCUCCUCACAACAUCAGCUACGGUCCACUCCAUUGAGAUUCUCAAUGGGGGAAAGCUGGUGAUUGCUGACACUAACCGGCCCAUACUACUUCGAACAAAACACAUUCUGAUUGGAAACAAAGGGGAGCUUCACAUUGGAGGUCCAGACUGUCCUUAUAAAGGCAACCUCACUAUCUCCCUUUUUGGAAGAUUGAAUGACAGUGAUCAGGAACAUAGCUACUUUGGGAGGAAGUACAUUGGCGUGGGGACAGGAGGGACACUAGAGAUCCACGGCGAAAAGAAGCUGUCAUGGACGUUCCUCAACAAGACCCUCUACCCUGGAGAGAGAAACCAAAACAACUACCUGUUCCAAAGAAGCUGGGGGAACCGAGGCAUCAUUAUCCACGUCAUCGACCCCAAGACCGGAGAGGUGCUGCACAAUGACCGGUUUGACACAUACCGUAGUAAGGAUGAGAGUUGUCGCCUUGCAAAGUAUGUGGAUGGUGUGGAGGCAGGGCUCAUACUGGCCAUGGUGGUCAACGAUGAGGGCUCCAACAACUUGGAGGUCUCAGCCAAGAAGAGCCUCUACAGGCUGGGCAGUCAGCACAUCAGCAGUCUGGGAUUUCGGCAUCCCUGGACUUUUAUAGUGACAAAAGGUGACGCUUCUUCUGUUGUGGAGGAUCAUGCAGUCUAUCAAGGGACCAAGGCCUCAUCAGAGGCCCUGAGCUCUCGUGUUUUUCAGUCAAGUUAUGGGGAGCAUUUCACCAUCACCACCAGCAGCCAGUGGGUGCAAGAGGCAGAGUGGACAGAAUGGUUUGACAGGGAUGAUGAGAGGGGAUCUGGAGACUGGGAGAAACUGUCUGACCUGCACGAGGCUUAUCCAGACAGGCUGUGUGCCAGUCCACUGGACAUCCAGGCUGAAACCCAUGAUGGCAUACCAAGCAACCAGACAGGAGAUGUGAUCCACAAGAAUGACAAGGACUAUGGCUUUGUCUGCCUCAAUAAGGACCAGGCUCAUGGCCUCUGUCACAACUACAGGGUCCGCUUCCUCUGUGGAAAACUGGUUCGUCCACAGGCCUCCAUUUCCAUCGUCAUGUUGUCCAACAGCAGCAUCCUGGAACUCGCCAACCAACCAGAGGGCUGGGGAUCCGGGGAUCGGGUGGUGGUGGCCAGUACCGACUACUCCAUGCACCAGGCGGAAGAGUUCACCCUGUUGCCCUGCCCUACCUGCACAUCCAACCAGGUCAGGGUCCAAGGUAAGGCCCAGUUCAUCCACAUGGGUGAGGAGGUGGACGGGGUGGAUAUGAGAGCGGAGGUGGGCCUGCUUAGUCGUAACAUCCUGCUCCGUGGGGACAUGGAGCCUAAAUGCUAUGGCAAUGAGGCCUGCAAAUUCUUCGACUUUGACACUUUUGGAGGACACUUGAAGGUGGAGCGGGGCUUCAGGGCAGUUCAUAUAUCUGGGGUGGAGCUCCAGCACAUGGGCCAGCAGACAAUGGGACACUAUCCGGUCCAUUUCCAUAUGAACGGAGACGUGGACGAGAGGGGAGGCUACGACCCCCCCACCUCCAUCAGCGAUCUGUCCAUCCACCACUCCUUCUCCCGCUGCGUAACCAUCCAUGGCUCCAACGGAUUGCUGGUAAAGGAUGUGGUGGGCUAUGACACGCUAGGCCACUGUUUCUUCAUGGAGGACGGUCCAGAAGAGAGGAAUACCUUUGACCACUGCCUGGGUCUGAUGGUGCGAGCCGGGACCCUGCUGCCCUCAGACAGAGACAGCAAAAUGUGCCGUGACAUCACUGAAGGAGCUUACCCGGGAUAUGUGGCCAACCCACGCCAAGACUGCAGCGCAACUUCGACUUUCUGGAUCGCCAACCCCAAUAACAACCUCAUCAACUGUGCUGCUGCAGGCUCAGAGGAAACAGGUUUCUGGUUCAUCUUCCACCAUGUGCCUACUGGCCCCUCAGAGGGGCUGUACUCCCCUGGACACACUGAACACACACCUAUGGGCCAAUUCACCAACAACAGAGCCCAUUCCAACUAUAGGGCUGGAAUGAUCCUUGAUAAUGGAGUAAAGACCACCCAGGCAAACAACAAGGACAAAAGACCCUUCCUGUCUCUGGUUGGAGCCAGGUAUGGCCCCCACCAGGAUGCUGACCCCUUCAAACCCAGAGUCCCUGCUCUCAUCCACCACUUUGUAGCCUAUAAGAACCAGGACCACGGAGCCUGGCUGAGAGGAGGGGAUGUCUGGCUGGAUGACUGCCAAUUUGCUGAUAAUGGCAUUGGCCUCACUCUGGCGAGUGGAGGGACAUUUCCAGAUGAUGACGGCUCUCGUCAGCAGGUGAAAAACUCACUGUUUGUGGGUGAAAGUGACAAUCAUGGGAUGCCCCUACCUGACAACCGGAUCUGGGGCCCCGGGGGCUCUGACCUCACUGGCAGAACCCUGCCACGUGGCAUUGACUUUCCUAUCCGGGGCAUGCAGAUCUACGAUGGGCCCAUCAACAUGCAGAACUGCACAUUUCGGAAAUACACGGCGCUGGAUGGACGGCACACUAGUGCCUUUGGCUUCAGGCUCAACAACUCCUGGCAAAGCUGUCCGAACAAUAAUGUCACUGACAUCACCUUUGACCACGUACCUAUCACGUCUCGGGUGUUUUUUGGGGAGCCGGGUCCCUGGUUUAAUAAGAUGCAGAUGGACGGGGACAAGACGACCAUCUUCCACGACAUCGACGGCUCGGUCAGCGAGUAUCCCGGAGCCUUCCUGGUUAAAGACGACAACUGGCUGCUCCGCCACCCCGACUGCAUCGACGUGCCCGACUGGAGGGCUGCUAUCUGCAGCGGCCGCUACGCACAGAUCUACGUCCAGACACGUAAUCCUGCCAACCUGACCAUGCACAUGUUGAGGAAUGAGUACCCUGAUCGGCCCCUGACACUAGAGGGCGCCCUGGGGAAGAGGAAACACUACCAGCAGUUCCAACCGGUGAUCACACUGGCCAAAGGCUACACCAUCCACUGGGACCAGGCGGCGCCUGCUGAGGUCACCAUCUGGCUCAUCAACUUCAACAAAAAUGACUGGAUCACCGUGGGCCUCUGCUACCCACAAGGCACCAGCUUCACCGUCAUCUCAGACAUCCACAACCGCCUGACUAAACAGACCCGCAAGACCGGCGUCUUCAUGAGGACAGCACAGAGAGAGAAGAUCAAGCACUCCCAGCUGGCUAAAAGUUACUACUACUGGGAGGAAGACACUGGCCUGCUCUUCCUGAAGGUAAAGGCCCAUAACGAAAGGGAGCAGUUUGCCUUCUGCUCUGUCAAGGGUUGUGAGAGGGUGAAGAUAACAGCUGUCAUCCCUAAAGGCAGUCCACCCAGCAACUGCAUGGCCCAGGCCUACCCCAAACACACUGAGCUGCCCAUUGUGGAUGUACCCAUGCCCAGAAAGAUACCUAAUACCAGGCUGCAAUCAUCAGAUCACUUCCUGGAGGUCAAGCUGGAGUCUUACAACACUCGCUUCUUCCACAUCAAGGAGGACUUUGCCUUUACUGAGGUGAAUGGCAGGAAGUUGUACCAACCAGAAGAUGGAGUACAGCUGACAGUAAUUGACGGGCAUGAUGGGAAGGUGGUGGAGAGCAAAGGCUUCAGGAACUCCAUCCUACAGGGCGUCCCUGCACAAAUACACAACUAUGUCAGCGGACUGAGAGACGGUUCCAUCGUUGUCAUUACGUCUAAGGGCCGUCUGGUUACCAGAGGAUCCUGGACUAAAGUCCUGGAGAGACUUGGAGCAGACAAAAGCAUCAAAUUGAAAGACAAGCUGGCAUUUGUGGGCUUCAAGGGCUCCUUCCACCCUGACUGGGUCCAUCUGGAGGUGGACGCCGACCGAGCCAAGAUCCAUCAGGUCCUGCCUGUCCCUGUGGUCCUCAAGAUGAAGCUAUGAGUGGCAGGCAGAGUGGGGAGGACAGCCAAGAGGCUAUGUAGCCCCCAGACACUGGCAUACCCCCCCCCCCUCUCACCCCCCCACCCCCCACCCCCCACCCCUCCCCCCCAAAAAAACACGCACAGACACUCACAUACACACUGCAGAGUCAGUUGCUCCAAGCCAUUGGUCCAGGAUCGAGUGGAGUUCUUUCUAGGCUGGGCGGUGAGAAAGAAUGAUGUGAUUCAGUGUGUUGAAAAGGGAAGACCCUCUCCCAGAGCCAGCACUGCCCAUGAUGAACUGUAUCUGUGUAAGACCCCCACCAUCAGUAGAGGGCUUUAAGGUGACAACACACCGUCUGGCAGCCAUAUUGGAGGUCCUCAGCUCUUUGGCAACAGAGAUCAGUGGCUCAGACCAGCCAAUGGUGUUUGCUGAAAUGUGGCUGCUCUACAGACACUAAUAGACAUGAUUGAUAUUGGUUCUGUUUUUGACUGAACGCUGUAAUUGCAUCACUAACAUUAUUGUUAUGGUUACAUAAUGUUAGCUUGUCAGCUAAAGUAACCAUUGGAUUUGGUCAGCAAACCAUCACUGUUGUGCUGUGAAAACAUCCAUUUUGUACAGCAGCUAACAUGGACAUUAAAAUAGUUUCAUGUUAACAUUAACAUUGGCCAGUUUACUAAAUUAUUCGGUAGGCUUGUUAGCUCUCUGACAAAGCCAGAAACAUUGACUGACUCUUCUCAAGCUACACGUAGCAGAGCUUUAGCAUAGAACCCGGGGCUUAAGACAGUUCAACCUUUGAUGUUUUGCACGUAGUCCAUCCUUUAACAGACUUUGCUAUUGGUUUACCACAGAACUCUGACAUCUAUAGUAAAAAUGUCAAUACUCUUUGGUGUUAGAUGAUACUGUUGGACUGUGCUGUAAGAUGGUGCUGUUAAGGUCGGUUUCAAAUGCUGUUCAAUGAUCUGUCAAGCACUUUGUUUGAAGCAUACUGACGCCUUCAGAGCCUGCAUUAGGUGUCCCCUUCCCCAACGACAAUGAUGCAGCUGCAUCACUGGUUUAGAACGCAGAAAUUAAGAGAAGUUCUCCUCAGUCAUGGGUGUUUUCCAUUCCAAUAAUAUAGGAUGAAAUAUAGGAUACAUAGGAGAGUUUAGGGUUUAUUUGCUCAAUGAGAGAUAGAUAGUGUCAUGACCAUUUAGGAGUAAAGCAAAGUAGGACAGAUGGCCCCUUGCUGGCCACAUCCUCCAGCAUUUCCUGGGAAUCCCAAAGCUUUCCCAGGCCUGAAGAGAUAUAAACCUUCCAGCAUGUUCUGGGUCUUUCCUGAGGUCUACGCCAUGUUGGAAAUGCCUGAAAUACCUGAACCAGCCCAACUGACUCCUUUCAAAAACCCUUUUGAAUCAGCCAAUAAUAGACUGAGCAACUUUACCUGGAAUAGGGAAGGCUGUAACCACUAUAGUGCAAUGUACAACGAAUUGGUUAAAAAGUUUCUGCAGGGGGUUCAGACACUGAGGCCCUCCUGCUUGGUUCCCCAGUGAGAUGUAAAAACAAUCUUGGACAGGUUGUCCAACCAAUAGCGAAGUCUGUAACAAACAGAGGCUCGCAGAACUGGAAUUAUAAAUUACUCUAACUAGCCUCCUACUGAUGACAAUCUAUGCAAAUAUUUUGUAUUAGCAGAAAACAUGAUGCCACCCAGAUAAAGUUAUAAUUAACAAAUCUGCAAAAUAUUCAGUGCCAGUGCUUUGCCAGCGCAGAGAUGCAAAACAACCACAAAGAGACACAACACAACUUCUCUGAGUCGUUUUUGUGUCUCUAAGAGUUCUGAGUCACCUGCAAAAUGCUACGGAGAUAUAAAACGACCACAAAUGAUGUCUUUCUCCUAUGAGGGGUUGAAAGCCUUUUACAUAUCUGUGCCCAGGGGCCCAUCAAUUUGACAAAAUAGUUUGACUGAGACUCACCUUUUCAAGCUGUUUCAGUCCAGUUUGGACCAUUUUACAGCUCAUUUGACGCUUUCACAGCAGUCUAAACAAACUGAACCAAACGGGCAAAUGCACCAGAGUUUGUUUGAACUAUUAGCCUUCUCUGAUUAUUUUUUCACACUACUUCCCGCAUUGGCAGGGAACAUUGGAAAUAAACAUAAAUUGCUAUUACAAAGAGUUAUGUAUGAUUGUAGUUCGUAGGAGACUAGGUUGGCCAGUUUACUUUCUCACAAUAACCUACAUUAGGAAAGAAACCUGAUAUUAGAUUAUUCGCUUUUACUUUGAUCAUUUAACAAUAAUCACUUCCAAUAGUCUCUUUUUUCAGCCUGGUUGUUUGAUAUUUAUAUAUUACUAACUACUGGCCAAUUCUCCAAUGAUGAACCUCCAUAAUGUCAGCCUCGGUUGCUAGAAGAUUUAUGAUGCAAAAGCCUCUAUAUGAGCAGUGGGAGCAAAUACUAAAAGUGUGAGCCAGCUAAUCAAACGCAUGUAUAAUGUACGUGCAUUACCGAGCAUCCUUCCCAUGCAGGUCACGAUGUGUGAUAGAUGUAGAAGUUGAGUGGUUUUGCUGUCCUGCGUUGUUUGACUUAACUGUUCAAAGAGAGAAAAGAGAAGAAAAAAACAAAAACAGAAACAUUCCUUGUUUUGCAUCCAGACCUGUGGUUGUUAUAUGCUCUGUUUCAUUCUGAGCACUCGCUCACUUGAUAUUGUGAUGUUUUACCCCAAUGUUUCUUUCAUAUCAGUGUUUGUGAUCCAUCCGUCUGUGUUUGUGGAGUGAACCAGCAAGAAGCCCAUAACAAUAUAAAAGAUUAAAUUAGCCACUGAAUGUUAAAUCAGAGAGUUUUUAAAUGUGCAAUUUCCCAAUUUCAAAAUGACGGAGAAAUCUUUUAAUCUGGUGAGAAAAAGGAUUGCCCCUCCCUUUGCCGAAAUAGCUGGACUUUUUUCGGAGGUAGUAGCAGUAAUUUAGUGUUUUGUAUGUUUAAUGUGUUUUUAAAAAUCCACAGAUUACUAAGAGAUAUAUUUUAUACUUAUUUAUUGUACAAACACAGUUGAUCCAAAUCUUCAAGGGACAUUUGAGUUGUAAUGUUAUUACUGUCCUGUAUGUAUACUGUAUGUAAGAAACCAUUAUAGCUGCAUUUUAAAAGAUUUGUACCAGACACUCAUACAUGCAUAUGACUCUUGGUACUGUAUAGUUGGCUUGUUUUAACUGUACACCAAAUGAGUGUGUUGUAUAUGUGGCUUGGGCUUGUAAAGUAAUGGUUAAGUAAGUUCCAUAACUUUGAAUUUCUUUCAGAACUUUUGUACAGAAAUAAAUGAUGAUUAACAGUU